UUCCUCAAAACCAAGCCGGGAACACGCGAACGCACAGAAUCACUUGUUUGAUCGAUUUUUGACAGUCAUCAAAGAUGGGGGACAAGAUAGAUAUGAGCUUAGAUGAUAUCAUCAAGUCUAACAAGGGUUCAAAAAGAGGUGGAGGCCGAGGAGCGCGGAGAGGAGGUGGUCGAACGUCAAAUCGCGGGGGUAACCGGGGUGGACGACGCCAAACUGGUGGCCGUGGUGGCGGUGGAGGAGGUGUCUUCAGAGGAGGUGUACAACGAAGAGGUCGUGCAGGAGGCAACAGAAACAAUUAUUCAAGACCCAAAGAACUUCCAGACGUAUGGCAGCAUGACAUGUAUGAUGGUGCACCUACUUUUAAAAGAACACUUGGAGGGGGCGGUGCCUUAGGAUCACAAGGAAAACUGCACAUAUCUAACCUUGAUUUUGGAGUAAACGAUUCUGAUAUACAGGAAUUAUUUGCUGAAUUUGGUAAUCUGAAGAAAGCAGCUGUACACUAUGACAGAUCGGGCAGGUCCCUUGGUACAGCAGAGGUCAUAUUUGAGAGAAGGGCUGAUGCAGCCAAAGCCAUGAAACAAUAUAACAACGUACCUUUGGAUGGUCGGCAGAUGAGUAUCCAGUUAAUUGGAGCAUCAGAAGCAGGAGCAGUGCCCAUGAGCAACAGAAUCAAUAUGAACCAAAGAACUGGUGGAGGUGGUGCUCAGAGGAGUAGAGGAAGUGGCAGAUCUUUUGGUGGUGGACGUGGAAGGGGAGGUAACCGGGGAGGCAGAGGUGGACGAGGAGGUGGUAGAGAGAACAAGAAGACACCAACAGCUGCAGAACUGGAUGCUGAGCUUGAUGCUUACAACUCAAAGAUGGAAACAGACUGAAUACACUCAGUGAUUUAGGGUACUGAACCUUAAGCAAGUUCUUAGACAUAGGCGAGAAAAGUGUACAGCAUUCAAAAUGGAACAAGAGGAAAAUAAAGAUGCAACUGUUUGAAGUAAAGGACACGGCUGCUUCCUGAAUUUUGGACUAGCCAUUAUCAUUCAUACAGUUACAGAUCAAAAGACUUCCUGUGUAUCAUCUUGUCCUGAGGAUCACCAAUGUAUAGGCCCCAUACAUAGUAUUUUUCUAUUAAGUCUGAAUCUAAAGGACAGAAUGAAUUGAAUGUUCCAGCUUCACACUUGUAUUUUUAAGAAAUUUUAGAUGGUUGAUUGGUGAGUGUAUCAUUGUAAAGGUGCAUUAUGAAGGUGUGUGUAAGUGGUGUGUGUACUCUAUAUUAUUUUAUGUAGUGUUUGUUUCAUUGCAACAGUUUCAAAGUAUCUCAGAAUAUCAUUUAUCACUGUAAAAUUGAUAUUUUUAUCAUUCUCAUUGGCGCAUAUUUAUAAAUGUGAUUAAAUGAUUUGAACACUUGUUCUGUAGUUGGGUGUUUUACAACUAGUUUUCUGGUACUUUAAGAUAACUAAAAUCAACCAGUUUGUUUUAUGUAUGACCAUGUGAAUAGCACAAUUCUUUAAAUACUUGGGAUACAAGGUUACACCAAAUUAUCAUUUGGUAUCAUUUCCCCGGUAUUUCAGUUUCUUGUACCAUAGAAAUCGAUAUUUGAUUAACUGUAAAUUCACAAAGACAAGUGAAUAAAGUUUUUGUCUUAAUAUAAA
This is a messenger RNA of Ylistrum balloti, 1643 nucleotides long. Its product is annotated as THO complex subunit 4-like. NCBI's taxonomy places the organism in Eukaryota, Metazoa, Mollusca, Bivalvia, Pectinida, Pectinidae. The transcript has 6 exons. The record is from RefSeq and is a predicted model, not a curated record. Gene Ontology annotation, molecular function: mRNA binding. Gene Ontology annotation, cellular component: nucleus. Gene Ontology annotation, biological process: mRNA export from nucleus. The coding region runs from base 75 to 872 and encodes 265 amino acids.